CAAGCUCCAUGCUAUUACACAUACCGACCCUCCUUUCGGGUGCUUAUAUAGCCCCUACAGUACCUCAAACCAAUAUGCCGGAACCAGAGGAGCUGGAAGUGUUAGAGAAACUGGAGGUGCUAGAAGGCUCUAGAGCCUCAACUAUCCUGCCAAUACGACAGGCCGAGCCAUCACCACCCGCUCCGCUUUUGUCACUGCCAAACGAGCUUCUUCUCCAAAUAGCUGAAAGUGCGCCAAGAGCCGAUCUCGUCAACCUAUCCAUGGUAUCGAAGCGGAUGAAUACGAUCGGAAGUGAAAUACUGUACCAAGAUGUCCCUUUCACAUCUUCUGAGGACGAUAGACUAAGAAUGGCGAAGCUCAUCUAUGUCCUCAACAGAUAUCCCGACCUCGCCAAUCUUGUCAAAUCAGUCACGUACAUGGAUCUUCGAUCUCAGAAAGACCCUAGUAUUCAUCCACGCAAUCGCGACCCUGAUCAAUGGCGAGACUUGGAGGAGGUUGGCCUUGAGAUCGGACAAGCACUCCUCGAUGUAGCCAUGUCAGCCAAGCUACCUUUCGAUUGGGUCUUCUGCACAUGGACCUUCAGCUCGGCAAAGGGUCCUUAUGGCUACUCUCAGACUAAUUCGUGGAUCAAGGCCAUACGCAUAGGCAGCCGCGACGCUGUUCUGGCAGCUUUGCUCUCGAUGGUCCCGAAUAUCUCAAAACUCAAGGUCCACUUCGCGCAACACGAGUCGACGAGGUGGGCCAGUGCGCUCGCUCAAGCUGCUAUUCUUGCCACGCGGACUCCAUGGGUUUUCGACGAAACGGAGGGCCUUUGCGAGCCUCUCCGACAAACGUUCUCGAAACUCAAGGAGGUUGAUGUUUUCGGACCUCAGUACUUGAACCACGACUUAUCGGAUAGUUCCUGGAUGUCUCUGCCGUCAGUGAAGCAUAUCCGGCGGGCGGGGUUUCGCCGUGACGAGAUGUAUAUGCCCAUCGCGAUAUCCAAUGCGGACAUUGACCUCUCUGGAAUACAGAUCUUACGGCUAUCCGACAAUGGCGACGCUUCCAUGUCCCGUGGGUUUGGCAAGGCGCUGUCAACCUGCAAGAAACUCUGCGCUUUACACAUCUCGGAAAGCGGCACACUCAAUAGGCGCUUUAUCCAGGCCCUCAAGACGCAGAACCGCUCCCUCGAAACCCUCGUCAUUGAUGGUCGCAAAAAGAGCGGAGGUACGAUUCGCCAAACCCAGCGACCAAUUGGCUCCUUGGCUAGCUUCCGUUACUUGAAGUACCUCGAGAUUGCCACGGCGAUGCUCUGGGGACAUGACUUCAGCGUCGAGGAUUUGCCGGAACUGCUCCCGCGUUGCCUCGAGGAGCUAGUUGUUACAGACCUCUGGGCCAAUGCAAAUUGGAAGAUGGCUGAGAUACGCGUUCGUCAGAUUUUGGAGAGCGUCCGCGCAGGGCAUCUUCCCGUGCUCCGGAAGUUCACGAUUCGCCACCCUCCUAACGAUGAAGUCCUGCUGGUCGAAGACAUUCAGGAGUUGGAGUUUGCUGGCAGUUUGAAGCAGAAAAAGCUUGCAGCAGGUUUUCAUGACGUUCACGUUGAUUUCCAGGUCAUUCGGCCAGCGUAGAAUCGUCAGGCAACGCCGCCUGCACUCGAUCGGAGAUACAUCGCGAUACAAGAAGGCGAAAAGUCGACAGAAUUUCUAGUUCAAGUUUCAGUAGAUGCUCUCUUGAAAGGCCCAAGGCUUCAUACGUUACCUUUGCCUAUCAAUAUCGUGCUGAAUACCUUCUGAAGCAUUUACACGUGUUGGAUUGGUCACGUGGAUUUUGGACGAAUUGGGCAUUUCACUCACUAUAGAUAAAAUUGUUACUACCGUAAAAGAGCUACUCAGAGCCACUAUUGCAAUGUCUCGUCAUAGACGUGCUUACACCUCCCCGCCACUGCAUGUGGUGCCUCAUGCUAUUGUCAAAAUUCUGAAUUAGAAAAAAUUCUGGCAUCUGGACGAAUGAUAAAUUUGCUAGGCCAUCCUAGAUAGUGGUAGAGGGGUGUACAUAGAUCGGAAGUUUAUAUCAUCACCGUAGGUUCUCAAUGAA
Molecule: messenger RNA, 2073 nt
Organism: Mytilinidion resinicola
Lineage: Eukaryota; Fungi; Ascomycota; Dothideomycetes; Mytilinidiales; Mytilinidiaceae
Exons: 1
Coding region: 9-1607 (532 amino acids)
Molecular function (GO): protein binding
Source: RefSeq, a predicted model, not a curated record